AUGAUUUUAGAUCCAACGAGUACAGCAAUAAACGAAUUGAAAAAAAUAUUUUUAUUAAAAAAAAAUUGUGAUGAUAAUAAUAAUAAGGAUGAUGAUGUUAGUAAAUUACAAAUGGUUUAUUUUAUGAUAAUAAAUUCGGAUUUAAAUUUAUUAGAAAAUUUAAAACGUGACGAUAAUAUUGGAUUAUUCAUUUGCAUUAAUCCACCAUUAAACAUUUACGAAGUCGUCAAUGCAAUUUUUUAUUUAAAUUUAGAUAAGUAUUUAUGCACCAUAUUCGAAUAUUGUCACAUGGAUAUAACUUCACAAAUUUUAUCCGUUAUUUUAAAAAAUGAUGUUAUAAUUCAAUUUAAAAUUGAAUACUAUGAAACAUUAAUCAAAUUAUGGAGAUCUCUCUUUGUUAAAAGUCAUUACAUGUAUAAUAAAUUUGACUCGGAUAAUAACACAUUAAAAGUUUGCAUAUGUUUUCAAGACUUGUGUGAAAAUAUAAUAAAUUUAUAUAAAAAUAAUUUUUUAAACCAAGAUUGUGAUUUGAUGGUAAAAGCAAAGACUCUGUCAGAGUUAUUAUUUGCACUUUUGUUCAUGAUAAGAACAUAUAAUUCAAUCGACACCAAGUAUGAUAAAAAGCCAUUAUUCGAUGUCGCCAUUAGUUUACAAUCGAUUAAUAAUUUAUCAAUAUUAAAACCAUCUGAAAACUGUUUGAAUGUAGCUUUUCAACAUGUCAGUAAAUUAAUGGAAAUGAUUGAAUCGGAAAUGUUUUCAUCUAUGUCUGAAAUUAAUUUCAAAUAUGAUUCUGCUCAAAGAGUUAUAGGAGAAACUGUUUAUCUCAUAUGCGAAGAAGUCAAAAAUGUGAGUCAAAGUUGUUUGAAUUCUUUCCUUCGAUUUAAAAUAAAACCUAAAAGCGAAAAGGAAAAAUUAAAUGAAUAUGAAAUAUGUCAUCUAAUGAAAAAUAUAAAACAAGGAUCUAAAUCUUAUUUCAAAGAAAUUAUUUAUAGAAAAAUUAAUGAGAAUUCAUCGGAGAUUCAAUCGAGUAAAAGCGAAAUUUUAAUUUUAAACGAUGAUGAAAUUUUUGAAUUUGUUUCAAAUCAUUUGGAUUUAGCAGAUGAUAAUGAUAUAAAUUAUUUAAUUAAUGAAUCUCUUAAAUUUGUAUCAAGUAUGAAUGCGGUCAAAAAUAAUAAUAAUAAUGAUUUAAAUAAAAUGAUAAUUUUCAUAAUGAAAUUGUUAAAAUACGAACACGAGGAAAAUUAUUGGAAAUGGUUGAAAAGAGUUUUCGUAGAAGAAGAAGAAGAAUCAUUGGGAAAUUUAUUUGAAAAUAAUUGUAAUAAUCAUGAUGAACUUAAAAUUUAUUAUGAAAAAACUGUGAAAAAAUUUGGAGAUGAUAAAACAAAUUCAUAUGAUUUCGCAUGUACUUGUUUGUUAUCGAGGGAAAAAGCAUUUAAAAAUUUUUUUUUAUUACCAAACCUGACGAAUAAAUAUCAGGGUAACAUUUUGGAUUUUAUUAAUAAUUUUAAAUUGAUAUCCAUAGUUGGGAGUGAAGGAGAUUUGACAAUAAUUGAAAAACAACUCAUGGAUGUUAUGACAAACAUAGACAAUUAUUCUGAAAGUGAAAGAGAAAUGUUUUUAAAAUUGUUUAAAAUUUGUUUGGAUUGCGAUACGCUGAGUAAAAAAUUCACAGAUGAAAUAUUUGUAAUGAACAAUUUGAAUUUAAUUAAAAAUGAUUUCGAUAAAGUUUUCUUUUAUUUUAAAUUGUUAAAAAUUUUAAUUCCACAUUGGUGGGAAUGCAAGGAUGAUUAUAUUUAUUAUGUUUUUGUUUACAUGGUUCAAACAUACGAAUAUCUAUGUUGUGACAAUGAGAAUUUUUUUAACGAUAAAAUGGAAUUGAAAGAAUUUAUUUGUAAUUUAUCGAAUGAAAUCAUUAAUGAUUAUUUAUCAUCACAUACUUUUACCCAAGAUCCCUCUUUUCAUGAAUUGACACAAUCAGCAUUCUGUGAUGUACACAUAAGGAUAAAUAAAGUUUGGCCAAAGAUUUUAACAUCGUACGAAUCGUUAUUUACCAUUUUGACAAACACGUGUGAAAAUAUAAAGGUUGCAUUUAAUUUGUUAAAUGGAAAAUUUGGAAUCCCACGUGGAAGAGAUGAUAAAUUGAUGAAAAGUUCAAUAGCUUACUCUCUCGUAUCGGUUUGUAUUUCAUCACCGUUUCAACAACAACAACAACGUGAUAAGGUACUUCCAUAUUUCACGUCAAAACAAUGGAGUCGUUUAUACGAUUGUUUACAUUUGAUUUUAACGGAAAAUUCGUGUGAUAAACAAAACGAUGAGGAAAUCAAUGAAUCGAUACUUACGAUAAUGACGGAAAUAAAAGAUUACGAUUUGAGAGAGAAAACUUUAAUCGAUUUCACGCCGAUAUUAAUUAAUUUAAUUAAUGAAAUAAUAAUAAUAAUAGGAAAACGUGAAAAAGAAGAAGAAGAAUUUUCCAGCGACGUUUAUAAAAUGAUUGAAAUGUUAAAUGUCGAAAGGAUUGAAACGAAUUUGAAAAAUGUUUUCACAAGUAAAGUUUAA
Pediculus humanus corporis (human body louse) is the source of this 2556-nucleotide messenger RNA. RefSeq lists its product as uncharacterized. The transcript has 4 exons. NCBI's taxonomy places the organism in Eukaryota, Metazoa, Arthropoda, Insecta, Psocodea, Pediculidae. The record is from RefSeq and is a predicted model, not a curated record. The coding region runs from base 1 to 2556 and encodes 851 amino acids.